AUGUCGAUCGAUUCGGCAUCAAAAUCAAUUCAUUGUAAAAAAACAUUAAAAUCGUCAUUAUCUCAAGCAGAUAGUUAUCCAUAUUCCAGACAUUCAUUAAAAGAUUGUAAUAAUAGAUCGUUUUCAAAAAGUCGAACAAUGUCAAUUUCUGAAGAAGCAUCUGGUGAUUUACUUACAGAUCUAUCAUCAUUACCAUAUAAUUCAUACAAACAAACAAAUAAUAAAUGUAACAGAAGAUUUAGUGAAUUAAAACCACCUUUACUACAACAAACUCAAGGAAUAAAUCCUGAACGACGUAAUUCAAUUCCUCAAAUUAAUUUAGGUUUUUUACUUCCAUAUCCUUUUCGUUCGAAAAAGCAUCAACAUAAAAAUACAAUAAAAGACGAUACAAACACAAGUGUUAAUACUCUUACCAAUACUUAUUCAAUACCAUACAACGAUAUGAUGACAAUGAAAACUGAACAACCUUUUUCAUCAGUAAUUACAACAAUUAUAUCUGCUGUAUCAUUUCGUCGUAAAAAAAUUAACAAUAAUUUCGAUGAUGUAUGUUUUAAUUCAAAUCAUCAAUUAGCAAAAUCAUUCACUAUACCAACCAAUAAUUCACGAUCAAGUUUAUCAAUUAGUAAUGAUCGUUUAUCAUCAUCUUUCUAUGAAGAUUCAACAUCAUCAAGAUCUUCUAUGUCAUCUCUAUUUACAUUAGAUUCAAAUCAAUAUGAACCACGAUCGGCUGAAACACUUACAUUAGAAUUACAUACACCUUUAUGCAUCGCAGAAAUUUAUCGUGAACUUUUUUUUGAAAGCUUUCAUAUAAAUUAUUGCGGUGAAUUUGAACAAGAAGGUCCAUUUAUUGCAUCACUACGAUAUUUUUAUAACAAACCAAUUUUAUCAGAUAAUACAUCACAUUCAAUAGACACCAAUACAGAUUGUCAAGCUCGAGCUAUUAUUCGCAUUCCAAGUCGUAAUUAUGAUGUAUCUGUAAUGGUUGAUGGAACAAAUGAAGAUAAUAUUCUUCAAGUAUUAUUUAAUAAAGCAAACUUAUCAGCAAUACAUACAUGUAAAACUAUUGGUGAUCCAAAAGCAAAUGAAAAAAUUUAUCUAUUUGAUAAAUCAAAUGAUGAAAAACAAAAUUUUAAAAUUGGUCUUAUUUAUCAAGGUUUAGAACAAACAAAUGAAUAUGAUAUGUUUAGUAAUGAUAAUUUAACAGAUGAUCUGUCAAAUUUUUUAAAUCUAUUAGCCGAGUCUGUACGUUUAAAAGGUUUUAAUAAAUUUCGUGGUGAUCUUGAUAUAAGAGAUGAUUUACAUGGAGAACAUUCAUAUUAUACUAAAUAUAAAAAUCAUGAAAUUAUGUUUAAUAUAGCACCAAUAAUACCAUCAAAAAAAGCAAAUGGACAAUGCAUUGAACGAAAAAGUCUUGUAGGAAAUGCAUUUGUUUGUAUUGUUUUUCAAGAACAAGAUGCAGAAUUUACACCCGAUUUUAUUUCGGGAAAAGUAACACAAAUCUAUAUAACAGUGCAACCUUGUACGAUUUAUGAAAAUCGUUAUUAUAAAAUUGCUGUUUGGCAUCGUAACGAUUUUACAUCAAUAAUUGAUCCACCCGGUGGAAUAUAUCAAUGUGAUCAAUCAUUUCGUGAUUAUUUUCUUACAUUAUUACUUAAUUCAAUAAAUGCUGCUAUUGAAUCACCAAGUCUACGUUUUCGUGUAGUUGAACAAAGACAACGAAUAAAACAAGAAGAACUUAAGAAACUUUCACAAAGCUUAUGUAUUGCACAAGUUUUAGAUACAACAUCUGAAGUUGAAAAUAUAAACUCUCAUGUAGCUCAACAAUCAAAUUCACGAAGUGAUAGUAUUAUCAGUGCACCACAACCAACAAAUGAGAGUACUAAUUCAGGUUCUGGUCGUGUAUCACCUGUGGUUACAAAAAAAAGAGCUUUAUCGAAAAUAUUCAAUGUAUUUACUAGUCGAUCAGGUUCUAUAUCAUCUACAUCACCAUCUUCAUCUAUACCUUCAAAUUUAGCAACCUCUAAUACAUCACUUGUUAAUUCAACUUCAAACGAAAUAAACACAACACAAGGUCGAACACUUCAAACAUUGAGUAAAGAACCAGAUAAACGACGAUCAUCUGUAAAAAAUCGUUUAGCGCCAGUACCACCAGCUCUAUCUCAUUUAGCUGCUGCACCAUCACAAAUUAUCAUAUCUGCUCAACCAUCAACUCCAACUGUUCUAUUACCAUAUUCAUUUGAUUCAAACAAUGAAAAUUUAACACCACAAAAUAAUCUUUUAAAUCCAACUGCAUUGGAAGAAAUCGUACGUAGUCGAUCCAAUUCGUCGCCAGGAGAUAGUACAAAUUCGACGACCAAAACUUAUUCAUCAACUGUAUCAAAAAUAAAUGAAGAAACCGAUAGUACAAAUAGUUCAAUAUACGAAGAUUAUGAAGAUGAAUUAAGUGAAGAUGAAAAAGUUAAACAUCGUUCAACACUAACUGAACCUCCACUAAUAUUACCAUCAAAUAUAAAUUCAUAA
Messenger RNA from Rotaria sp. Silwood2, 2520 nucleotides. The record is from the annotation of a GenBank genome assembly. NCBI's taxonomy places the organism in Eukaryota, Metazoa, Rotifera, Eurotatoria, Philodinida, Philodinidae.